AUGGCUUCCAAGAAAUUACUUUCUACGGCAGCAUCUUCAGUAUUGAAGGACACAGGUGUGGACAUAAUACCACUGAUGCUUGCUACGUACCAGCGGAUUGCGAUUCAAGAUGCCGACCACAUGGGUUUAGUACAGGCACUUGUGUCGUCUUUGAUGGUCUUCAUAUUCCUAGUUCAGGAUAAUUCCUGGACUACGGUUGCAGCCCAACAAUCAGUUGCCCUGUUUGGAGGCCCUUCUUGGGGGAGCUUUCUAGGAAGAAAGGAUGGCCUCACAGCUAGCCAAACUGGUGCAAAUAAGGCCCUUCCAAGUCCAUUUGAUCCCCUCAUUGCGAUUGCAUCCAAAUUUGCUGCUGCUGGACUAGACAGUAGAGACCUGGUGGCAUUGUCUGGUGCCCAUGCAUUUGGCCCGGUCCGGAGUCUGUUUUUGACUCCCCGGCUUUAUGAUUUCAACAAAACCAGGAAGCCUGAUCCCACUUUGAGCAGAACACAACUGAAGAUACUCCAUAAAUCAUGUCCUCGAGGUGGAAAUGGGACAGCUCUCACCAACCUAGACCCAACAACAGUAAAUACAUUUGACAACAGAUUCUUCUCCAACCUGCAAGCAAGUGCAGGCCUGCUUCAAAGUGAUCAGGAGCUGUUUUCAACUCCAAAGUCAAAUACAGUGGAGAUGGUUAACCAAUUCAGUGCCAACCAGACAGCUUUCUUUGAAAGCUUUGUAGCUUCCAUGAUUAAGAUGAGUUAUAUUAGUGUUCUAACUGGGAUGGAGGGGGAAGUGAUGAGGACUCGUUGUCGAAGAGUGAAUAAUAUUUAA
Messenger RNA from Populus nigra (black poplar), 810 nucleotides. RefSeq names its product peroxidase 15-like. The coding region runs from base 1 to 810 and encodes 269 amino acids. Gene Ontology annotation, molecular function: peroxidase activity; heme binding. Lineage: Eukaryota; Viridiplantae; Streptophyta; Magnoliopsida; Malpighiales; Salicaceae. The record is from RefSeq and is a predicted model, not a curated record. Gene Ontology annotation, biological process: response to oxidative stress. The transcript has 5 exons.